Molecule: messenger RNA, 966 nt
Organism: Astyanax mexicanus (Mexican tetra)
Lineage: Eukaryota; Metazoa; Chordata; Actinopteri; Characiformes; Acestrorhamphidae
Gene: edf1
Product: endothelial differentiation-related factor 1
Exons: 5
Coding region: 166-609 (147 amino acids)
Cellular component (GO): nucleus
Molecular function (GO): DNA binding
Source: RefSeq, a predicted model, not a curated record
ACGUAAUUUCCGUAUUUCCGUGUGGAGCGCAGCAGUGAAAGCGAGGCUCCAAAGUCCAGAGAAGCGCCCGCAGAGUGUGGAGUAUAUCGCUGGCUGCAGUUCAGCUCCUGUUUAUCCGAGUUAUUAAUCUUAAAUAAUUCAAAUAAAGCCAAAGAGCGCGUGGAGAUGGCAGAGAGUGACUGGGAUACGGUGACCGUGUUGAGGAAGAAGGGAUCCGCCGCGCAGUCCAAGUCCAAACAGGCUGUAACUGCUGCCCAGAGACGAGGAGAAGAUGUUGAAACUACAAAGAAGUGGGCUGCUGGUCAGAAUAAGCAGCAUGUUGUAACUAAGAACACAGCCAAACUAGACAGGGAAACAGAGGAGCUCCAUCACGAUCGAGUGCCUCUGGAGGUCGGCAAGGUCAUUCAGCAAGGCCGACAAGCUAAGGGCUUAACUCAGAAGGACCUGGCCACUAAAAUUAACGAGAAACCCCAAGUCAUCGCAGAUUAUGAAUGUGGCAAGGCCAUUCCCAACAAUCAAGUAAUGGGAAAAAUUGAGAGAGCAAUUGGACUUCGACUGCGUGGAAGGGAAAUUGGGCAAGCUUUUGAAGUAUUGCCUAAGAAGAAAUGACCGAAAAAUCCUCGAAAUCCACCACUUAGCCUACAGAAUCCCUUCACUAUUCAGGCCUUUUAAUCAGUCUUCACAUGCUGCUCUCUCAUCCAUUCCCUUUCCCCUAACAGUAAUAAAUCUGCUUUUUCCAGUGGUGGACCAAAUGUCAUGUAAUUGACAUUAUAAGAAUGACAGUGUAAUAUCUUCUCUUACUUAGAUUGAUCAUGGAGUGCUGCAUCACUUAAGAACACUGCUUUUUUUUUUAAUUUUUGAAGACUGAACUGAACUGUCAUGUGUUCUUUACAUUUUCAUAAUUUAAUGCUUGCUCUCAAGUUGAAAUAAAAUAAAGUUUUGCAUUCGGUGUAAUUGCAAAGUACA